GCUCCACGGCCUCGGGUGUGAGGGGCGGGCCCAGGCCUCGGCCCGCGCCGCCUCAUGUGACCCGGUCCGGCAUGGUGUCGCCUCCUCCCGGGGCGGCGGCUGUGGCGGCGGCUCGGGCUUGCGUCCGCGUCGGGCUGGCCCCGCGGCCGCUCAUGGGUAGCCAGGGCGGCGUGGGGCCCCCCGGGAACGGUGGGCCCGGCGAGGGCGAGAGUGGGGAGACGAGGAAACUGCAGGAGGAAGGGAGAGCCGCGAGAGGAAAGCGGAGGAAGGGGAAGGGGAAAGCGGGAGCAGGGCAAGGCGGAAAAGGAAGCGGGGCGGAAGGAAAGCCGGAGCCGCCACAGGGGAAGGAGGAAACGGGACUGGGGGCCGAGGCGGGACCGAGUGCAGGCCUAGGAAAGGCAGGAGAGAGAGGCGGAAGCGUGGAGGAAGGGGCGAGAAGGCUCGUCAGAGGAGAUGAGGGGAGCGCAGGGGCGCGAAAGGAGGCCAAAGGAAGGGAUGAGGGGAAGAAGGAGGAAUGGAGGGUCAGGACUGGGAGGCGGGAGGACGCCAGGCCGGCAAGAGCACAGGGACGAGGGGGUCAGGCUUGGGGCCGCCUCGCGGGGACACGGGCGGCCAUGGCGACAGCGGCUGAGGAGAAGGCGGCGGCGGCGGCGGCGGCCCGGGAGCCAGCCUGCCGCCCAGCCGCGGGGCCCGCACUCCUGCGCCUGCCGGAGGAGCUGCUGCUGCUCAUCUUUUCCUACCUGGACAUGCAGGCCCUCGGCCGCCUGGCUCAGGUGUGCCGCUGGCUGCGGCGCUUCACCAGCUGCGACCUGCUCUGGCGCCGGAUAGCCCGGGCCUCGCUCAACUCCGGCUUCACGCGGCUCGGCACCGACCUGAUGGCCAGUGUACCAGUAAAGGAACGAGUGAAGGUAUCUCAGAACUGGAGGUUGGGGCGCUGCCGAGAGGGGAUUCUGCUGAAGUGGAGAUGCAGUCAGAUGCCCUGGAUGCAGCUAGAGGGUGAUUCUCUGUACAUAUCCCAGGCUAAUUUCAUCUUGGCCUAUCAGUUCCGCCCAGAUGGUGCCAGCUUGAACCGGAGGCCCCUGGGAGUCUUUGCUGGACAUGAUGAGGAUGUUUGCCACUUCGUGCUGGCCAACUCGCAUAUUAUCAGUGCAGGGGGAGAUGGGAAGAUUGGUAUUCAUAAGAUUCAUAGCACCUUCACUGUCAAGUACUCGGCCCAUGAACAGGAAGUGAACUGUGUGGAUUGCAAAGGGGGCAUCAUUGUGAGUGGCUCCAGAGACAGGACAGCCAAGGUAUGGCCUUUGGCCUCAGGCCGGCUGGGGCAGUGCUUACACACCAUCCAGACCGAAGACCGAGUCUGGUCCAUUGCUAUCAGCCCAUUGCUCAGCUCCUUUGUGACAGGGACGGCUUGUUGUGGGCACUUCUCACCCUUAAGAAUCUGGGACCUCAACAGUGGGCAGCUGAUGACGCACCUGGGCAGUGACUUUCCCCCAGGGGCUGGGGUGCUGGACGUCAUGUAUGAGUCCCCGUCCACGCUCCUGUCCUGUGGCUACGACACGUAUGUCCGCUACUGGGACCUCCGAGCCAGUGCCCGGAAGUGUGUCAUGGAGUGGGAGGAGCCCCACGACAGCACCCUGUACUGCCUACAGACGGAUGGGAACCACCUGCUGGCCACUGGCUCCUCCUACUAUGGUGUUGUGCGACUGUGGGACCGCCGCCAAAGGGCCUGCCUCCAUGCCUUCCCGCUGACGUCGACACCCCUCAGCAGUCCUGUGUACUGUCUGCGCUUCACCACCAGACACCUCUAUGCUGCACUGUCCUACAACCUCCAUGUCCUGGACUUUCAAAACCCAUGACAAGGCCAACCUAGUCUGUGGGCCAGGGAAGCCAGCUACUCAGGGACUUCUCCUGCCUGGAGGGUUCAGUGAUACCUCCUCCCCGGCCUCCCUGUGUUCCUAGACCUGUGACCACGGUGCUCAGGCACCUAAGAUAAAGGCUGCUGACUCCUGGGCACUGGGGCUACCCAGGGGUGCAGUCUCUCCCAGGAAACAGUUGGAGAGAUGGGACCUACUGCUUCUCAGCUGAACUCAGCUGGGCCUUGCUUCCCUGUUGGCCAGAGCAAGAAUCUGGCCUGGAGAGGCCCACGCUUUCUUAGAGCCAGGCCAGCUCAGCACAAGUGUGAGGUGAGGUGCUCCAGGCUUCCCAGGUGGCCCCUUCCCUAGAAGGAGCGGGGAGGCUGCCAGUACCCUGUGGUAACAGCCUCCACAUCAGUCAAACCCCACCUUUGACCAAGGUCUUCGGCUGGAGUCCUACGGCCUGGUCUUGCUUUGAAACCAAGAAAGGACAAAGGCAAUCCCAAAAUUCUGAAUUCUGAGCCAGCCCAACCUCAGGCUAGCUGUUGAGACAUGUUACAAUGUACAUUUUUGUAAAAAUAAAGUUUGACUGUUCACC
This is a messenger RNA of Cervus elaphus (red deer), 2448 nucleotides long. RefSeq names its product F-box and WD repeat domain containing 4 (gene FBXW4). Gene Ontology annotation, biological process: SCF-dependent proteasomal ubiquitin-dependent protein catabolic process. The transcript has 9 exons. The record is from RefSeq and is a predicted model, not a curated record. Lineage: Eukaryota; Metazoa; Chordata; Mammalia; Artiodactyla; Cervidae. Gene Ontology annotation, molecular function: protein binding. Bases 72 to 1853 code for a protein of 593 amino acids. Gene Ontology annotation, cellular component: SCF ubiquitin ligase complex.